AAUGGAAGAACAGGCUACGGAGCAACCAACGCAGCCUGUUGUGCAGGAAGCACAACAGCGCGACUGGAUGACUGUCGUAUCUGAAUCUGAACGUGAAGGCUGGCUGACCACCUGCAGCAUGUGUGGGACCAAGGAUGACGCCAUUGUCACCCCGUCGAUGACAAUGACGUCGGAUGGCCUAAUGACAUACGACGUUGAAUCAGCUGAGGGUGACGUCACGCAUGUCGUCUGCAAACCUAAGCCGUACUCGGAUAAAGAAACAUACGCGAGGUUGGACGCGCACGCCGUAAACGCAAACCAGUCUCUGAAUCGUGACUUCCAAGCAUUGAUGGCGUAUCUACUGCAACCUGCCAAGACCGACCUGGAGAAGGCACGAGUCCUGUUUCGCUGGAUCACGGCACAGAGUCUGGUCAAAAUGGAGUUCAAGGAUAUACCAGAGAAGGAAACACCGGAGUGGUAUUUAAGAGAGAUCAAAAUGGACAGGCUGUCACAAGACUCACUUCUGGCUAAGAUGUGCAGAUUGGCGGGCCUACAACACCAGAUAGUCCGCGGUUAUGCAAAAGCGGUAAAAUGUUACCCCGGAACGAAGUUGGUGGGUUCAGAAGGUAGAGGAUUCUGGCUGAGGGUCCUCAUCAACGGUUGCUGGGGCCUCAUAGAUGCAGGAUGGGGAUCACAUCACGUCAAAGACGACCUGGAGAAGAGCGCAAAGGAGUUAGAUCAGGUGUACGCAUUUAACGAGUUUUACUUCUUACCCAACCCGCGGCACUUCCUCAGCGCACAUCUCCCAGAUGACGACAGACAUCAAUUCCUUUCAACUCUUGCUCCCUUCGAUGACUUCGAGCCACAUGUCCAGUGCUGGCCACACUUCUUUGUUCAUCACCUGAAAAUAUUGAGUCAUCAUCACGGGUUGGUUCCUACCGAGAAUGGCAAGGCGGUGAUCUACAUCGGCUUCAAACCAGAAGACUACAGCACCAUCAAGUUUUCUUCUCAUUUACAGACCAAGAAUUCGCAGUCCACGUGGAAGAAUAUCAAACUUGACCGAUUCAUUCAACAAGACAGAAAGAAAGACGCAGUGGUCUUUGCAGUCAAGCCUCCAGAGAAUGGAAGAUAUCUGUUUGAUAUCUUCGUCGGCAUGGAAGGAAACAAAAUGCAUUAUGCCUGCAGAUACGCGAUAGAAUGUGAUGACGCCAUACCGGAAAGUGAAAACGCGCCACUUCCAGAGUGGCAAGGCACAUGGGGACCGGGCAACACCAUUCUAAACAAAGGCCUCAUUCCGAUAUCGCAUCCAUGUCCUCGUGUCGAGUGCCCUGGGGGUCAAGCGGCCAUCCAGUUCAGCUUGCCUGAACAGCUGGAGUUCGUCACAACCCUGUUCGAAACAACCAUUGAAGAGAAACACUUGGAGCGGUACGUCGCCCACGAGGUCGUAGAUGGAGUGGCCAGGAUCAACGUCAUCAAUCCGUUAACAGGCAACUUAGGAUUGGCGAUAUACGCAAAGCGUCAAGAAGACGAAUGGGAUAAGUGCCAGCAUCUCUGCACAUAUCUAGUGUCCACAGACAGUCCUAUUGACGAAGUACCCUUCCCAAGUGUUGCCAAUGGCAGGUUUGGACCUUGCCUCCCUCACUUUUCACAGAUGGGUCUGUCCACAAGGAGCCACGCUAGCGCAUUCAUCGAGUGUGACGAUGGUGAGCUACACAUUAGGAUGGCCACCAACAGAAUGCUCAGUGUAUCGCAGCACCUGAUAUGGGAGGCGCUUGAAGAAGAAGUCAACAUGGACAACUACUGUUACAGUGAGGUCCGAGACGGCGAGGUGUAUUUCUGGCUCCAUCUUCCGAAGAUAGGCAAAUACAAACUGACCUUGUAUGCGGAAGAGGCUAGUAGCCACAAGGGCACCCUGAGAAACGUGUACAACUACUGUAUCAACUGCACGGGAACAAAGGAGCAGGUUAAGCCAUUUCCACCAAUUCAAGGAAAUCGUUGGGGAAGACUGUUUCCUAAGUGUUCAGAGCUCGGCUUGACACCAACAAGUCACCCGGCAGGUUUCGUCGAUGCAGAGGAAGAACUCGAGGUUGUACUUGAUUCCACAAAGCAGUUGGAGUUUGUCCAUAAGCUAAAGCGCUGGACAGCAGAAGGAGAGGACGAAGACCUGGCUGUGUUUUGCUGUCACAAGGUACUCAACAAGGGAAAGACAACGUCAGUGCUUGUACGGUUCCCUCAAGAAGGAUUUUACGUCCUACAACUAUACGCCAAAGAAACGGAGAAAGUCUACGCCUACAGUAACGUGGUGAAUUACUUGAUUUCUUGCAAGAAGUCAGCAGCAGGCUGUGUGGGAUUUCCAGAUAUGUGUAACAAAAGAUGGGGACCGCUAUAUCCCCACUUUUCUUCCAUGGGUUUGAGCCUUGCAAGUCACACAGAUCCAAUGAUUUACUCAAGAACCGGAGCGCUGCAGAUUUCUCUCAACAGGUCCAAACCACUUCAGUUCCUGGUCCGACUGUACCACUGUGAGAACGGCAAGCAGACCGACCUCCCAAACAAUGUCUUCAUCCAUGACGACCGUGGCGAAGAGGGGAAGAUGACGGCCAGCGUUCUUAUGCCACACACUGGUGACUACAAUCUGCAAAUAUUUGUUAAAGAGGCAGAGGACAAGAAUUCCUACCUAAUGGCGAUGAGCUAUCUCAUACACUGCUCAAACGCAGUGCAGGGCUCCCCCGAGUUUCCAAAGUCGUUUUCGAACUGGGGACCGGGUUGUCAAUUGUAUGAGCCGCAGAGGAAGAUCCUACCGGUUGGAAAAGAAACGCAUUUCAAGGUCACAAUCCCAGAUGUCGGUGAUGUUGCUGUAAUAUCACCAGAUGAUAACUGGUCACACCUGACGAAACAAAAGGAUGAUACAUGGGACGGCGACGUUACAAUCCCUGGAGAAGACUUCAUUGGAAAAGAUAUAAUAUUAUCCACGAAGGCCAAGGACGACGGGGGAAACAGCUACCAAGCAACUCUGCAGUACUUAGUAGGGAAAGAUUCGUCUCCUGUGCCUAUCACAUGGGAAGGCAAUGAGGAUAGAAAUUCGCAGCCAGCAGAGCCUAAUAAUGGAAAAACAUCUCCAUGCGAGGAGACGAAUGCCCCAAGCAUCAAACAGGCAGCCGGAGAGGAAGAAUGA
Molecule: messenger RNA, 3151 nt
Organism: Branchiostoma belcheri (Belcher's lancelet)
Lineage: Eukaryota; Metazoa; Chordata; Leptocardii; Amphioxiformes; Branchiostomatidae
Exons: 9
Coding region: 2-3151 (1049 amino acids)
Source: RefSeq, a predicted model, not a curated record